Molecule: messenger RNA, 2073 nt
Organism: Callorhinchus milii (elephant shark)
Lineage: Eukaryota; Metazoa; Chordata; Chondrichthyes; Chimaeriformes; Callorhinchidae
Gene: arhgdia
Product: Rho GDP dissociation inhibitor (GDI) alpha
Exons: 6
Coding region: 221-838 (205 amino acids)
Biological process (GO): Rho protein signal transduction
Cellular component (GO): cytosol; membrane; cytoplasm
Molecular function (GO): protein binding; Rho GDP-dissociation inhibitor activity
Source: RefSeq, a predicted model, not a curated record
GGAGGGAGCGGAAGUGACGCGAUCGAAGCGGAGGGCGGGAACAGCCAGUCAGGCGGGCAGGCAGGCAGCCAGGCGUCGCCAUCGUCCCUCGCUCUGUCAGCCGAAGCGGAGGCAAACUCGGAGCCGGCGGGGAGUGAGUGUCUGCCCAGAGCGCGAGUGAGAGAGGGGGGAAGAAGAAGAAGAAAAAAAACAGCAACCGCUGUGAGAAGGUAGAAAGAACAUGGCAGAGCAAGAGCCAACCGCAGAGCAGCUGGCUGCUAUUGCAGCUGAGAAUCAGGCGGAGGAUCAGAGUUCAGUGAACUACAAGCCACCACCGCAGGUAUCCAUUCAGAAACUCCAGGAUCUGGACAAGGAAGAUGAGAGUCUUCAAAAGUACAAACAGACGCUGCUGGGAGAGAUCCCUGCUUCGGUUGACCCCGAUGCUCCAAACGUGCAGGUAACCAGACUAACACUGAUGUGUGAAGCUGCACCUCAACCCUUUAUCCUGGAUUUAUCAGGUGAAUUGGAUUCCUUCAAGAAAAAUCCUUUCGUCCUGAAAGAGGAUGUUGAGUACAGGAUUAAAAUCAACUUCAAGGUUAACAAGGACAUUGUUUCCGGGCUGAAAUAUUGUCAGGCAACAUACAGAAAAGGAAUAUUGAUUGAUAAGACCGACUACAUGGUGGGCAGCUACGGCCCUCAGAAAGACGAGCACGAGUUUAUCACACCGCUGGAGGAAACGCCCAAGGGCAUCAUCGCGAGGGGCGGUUAUACCAUCAAAUCCAAAUUCAUGGACGAUGACAAGAACAACCACCUCUCCUGGGAAUGGUGCCUCAGCAUCAAGAAGGAUUGGAAAGAUUAAUAAUCUCUGCCAACGAAGCCCGCAGUCCAAACCCAUACAAAAAAAGCUUCCUCCUGUACCAAAGUUAUCUUUUUUUUUAAAAAAAAGAACGAAACCGUUUAAUAGAUUUAUACUGCACAGUGAGAUCAUCAGCAAAACUAAAAAUAAAUGAUUGAACCUUUUUUUUUCGUGAAAAACACAGGUCGAAGGCUUGGCUACAUUGCUUCAUUCACCAAAUUGCCCCCCUCUUGUUCUAAAAUCUUUCGUUUUUUUUUCCUGCCAACAACUGCCUUUUUUGAACCUGCAGCUUUUUUUUUACAAUAGGUAUAGGUAUAUUAAAAAAAAGAUCAACCCGGUUUAACUUGCCACCUUGAUGUUGCAGAUCAGGGAUUUUGACACCUGAAGCUCCACUUUAUAAGCAGAGCACUAAGCUUGGGGAAUAUUAAAGCCAGGCUAAAGAAAUGAAAUACAAAUUUAUCGAGGCAGUUUGCUUUUUGUCAUGUAAAUGAAUCCUGUACUUUUUAUUCCCGUGUGGUAACCAUGUUGCCUUAUGUGCGCUAAAUUGUUUUGGAAUAUACUGUUGCAAAAAUCGAAUCAUGUGGACUUUCUUCCAGUUGAGUAUUUUAUACCAGUUGCAUGGAUGCAGUGCCCAUUUGUCUUCACAAGGUAUGUAUGGGUGUGUUGGCAGCACUAUAACAUUGCUGAGGUGGCUGAGGUGAAAUAGCAUUUCAUCUGAGGUACAGAGUUCAGGCCUUGGUUUGAUGCAGUCUUUUGUGUUGAAUGUCAUAGCUCGCCGUGACGAGGCAACUGCAGAUUGCCGUGUGCAAAGGAGCAUUUGUUAUAAAUAUUUUUUUUAUUGCCUUAGAAAUCAUGGAAAGAGAUGGUGGGAGAUGCUUUUGCCUCCAAUCGUAUCUUGUGCCUCAUGUGGAUGUGUGUCAAUGAUAUCACUGGAAUAUGUGCUCUCCAUUGUCUGGCUAUUUUGAAUGGUUCUUUUUUUAAAAAAGAGAUUGGAAACAUAGCGUUCUAAGCAGCCCGUAGAUCAUAUUGGAAAGAUUGUAGCUAUCCAAGUUUAGAACUGGGACCAAUUGUGAUUUUACCUGUGUUUUUUGUCUCGCCCAACCCACCUUCCUUCCCCCUUUUACAAUAAUGGAUUUCUUACGUCCUCCUGUGACUCCUGUGUGGCCUGGCUAUUAGCAGGUUGAGGAACAAUACCAUCCUUUUCACAGCAAAUAAAAUAAAUAAUCAAGUGAAAGUAA